This is a messenger RNA of Metopolophium dirhodum (rose-grain aphid), 929 nucleotides long. RefSeq lists its product as uncharacterized. The transcript has 5 exons. The record is from RefSeq and is a predicted model, not a curated record. The coding region runs from base 144 to 563 and encodes 139 amino acids. NCBI's taxonomy places the organism in Eukaryota, Metazoa, Arthropoda, Insecta, Hemiptera, Aphididae.
UCUUAUACCGCGAUUUAAGAUGGUAUAUGGUUGCCCGUCGACUACGGUAAAAUGUGUCAGUACAGAAACGUUUCUUCUGAGUACACGUGUUAUAUAUACUUGCUUUUGAUUUUCGAAGCGAUAACUUUCGUUAUGAUAUUACGAUGGAAAAAUCAAGUGCAGAAUCAUCAAACGGUGACGUCAUCGUAACCAACGUCAAGAAACAAAAGAGAACAAACGCCGAACGUCAAAAAGAGUAUCGACAGCGUAAAAAAGAAAAAGAAAAAAUUCGUAGUUCAACAAAUGCAUCAAACGCUCACCGUCAACAAAGUGUCGAAAAAAAACCCCAUGCCCAACGUCAAAAAGCAUAUGAGCAGCGACAAAAGAGUUUGCCAAGUAAAUCACAGGGGUCGCUUUUUGACAAUUUACAAAGUGAAAAAAAUUCAUGCAAAUGCAAAAAGUAUCGAGCUAAAUCGAAUGGGAAAACGUUUGAAGAAGACGAUGGUUCGUCCUCGCACACCGGACGAGCGCCUUCAGAGGAUCACGUCCAGUCCCCUGCACCCGUGUCCGAUUCACACUUGUGAUGACUGAUGGCAACUAUAGGGAGACUCAAACUUGGCUUUCAACGACUUUUUCUGUAAGAAAAAAACGCAUCAGACCGCCAAAACAUUGGUACCGAUAUAACGAAACUGCAUAGAUUGCGUCUUUUCAACUGAGACUAUUUUAGCAGGUAUAUUCCUAGGUAAUACCUCACUGGGCCCAGGUAUAAUAUACCUAGGUAUAUUGCCGACCAAGUUUCCAAACAUAUCCAGUUACACCAGCAACCCGUCUUCGUAUAUAAAACGUGUAUAUAAACGCCUAUUAGCGGGUCCAUAGUACAUUUAAUCGUUUGACAAUAUAUCUAACUUUGGACGAAUUCGUUCCUAUAUAAUGUGUAAAAAUGUAGUUUU